GAGAGAGAGAGAGAGAGAGAGAGAGAGAGAGUGCAGCACAGCUGACCUUCAGAAGAGAAAGCAAGGAAGCAGAGACCCAAUAAGCAGCCUGUUUAACGGAGGAGAGCGAACUGUGGUAGAACGCGGUAGAAGACAGAGAAAGAAACCAUUUCAAAAAAGAAAAGCUCUCAGCUAGAAAGAAAAGACAUCAGAGGGAAAAAAGAAACAACAGGACAAUGAAGGCUGAGCUGGGAUACUGCUCUCUGCUUCUUCUUCUUCUCCUCAUCAUAGAUGUUUGGGCACAACAGGCAAGACCCCGACCUCGACCAAAACCUCCCACCACCAGGAAGCCUCCCAAGAAAGAACCAGAACCCAAGGAGCCCACUGAUUUUCCUCCUGUAAUCCUUGGUCCACCUUCAUCAUUCCCAGACUGCCCAAGGGAAUGCCUGUGCCCCCCUUCCUUCCCAAAUGCUUUGUACUGUGAGAACCGCAACCUCCGCAAGGUCCCGAUCAUCCCGUCUCGCACCCACUAUCUUUACCUACAGAACAACUACAUUGAUUCAGUGACUGCACAGUCCUUUAACAAUGCCACAGAGCUCAAGUGGAUAAACCUAGGGAAUAACCGCAUUCGGUCUAUAGAGAAACAGGUGUUUGAAAAGCUUCCGAACCUGUUGCAUCUAUAUAUACCGAGGAACAAAUUAAAGGAAGUCCCGAGCAAUCUGCCUGCUAGCUUGGAGCAACUACGACUCAGCCGUAAUCAGAUCUCCAAAAUCGCUCCUGGAGCUUUCAACAAGAUGAAGCACCUUAUUCUACUGGACUUGCACCACAACUUGAUCAGCGACAGCAACCUGGCCAAGAAUACCUUUCGAGAUCUUAAGAACCUGGUACAGCUUAACCUGGCUCACAACAUCCUGAGGAAGAUGCCUGCAAACAUACCCAACAGCGUUUCCCAGUUAUUCUUGGACAGGAACAUCAUAGAAGACAUUCCCCAGGGCUAUUUUAAGGAUUUCACGAACCUUGCCUUUAUUAGACUAAACUACAACCACUUGACUGACAAGGGCCUCCCAAAGUUGGUCUUCAAUGUGAGCACACUGCUGGAUUUGCACUUGGCACACAACAAUCUGACUACCGUUCCGUUGUUCAACUCCCACCUGGAGCAUCUCCACCUUAACAACAACAAUAUAGAGACCAUCAAUGGAACAGAGAUCUGUCCCUUCACGGUAAGUGAGGAUGUCCAUGAUCCAGAUAGCGUACCCAGGCUGAGGUACCUGCGGCUGGACGGUAAUCACCUGACUCCGCCCAUUCCACUGGACAUCAUUAUGUGCUUUAGACAUCUCCACUCAAUAGUCAUAUAGAGAACGUCUGCAUUCUUCUCUAUGCACAUUGCACCUGUUCACUUGACAGUACUGACUGAAUCAACAGUUCUAAUGGAAAGAAAUAGCAAUAUAUGGUUUUUUUGGUAGCUUCAGGAAUGUUUGUCUGAGCUUCAAAAAGCAUAUUUAUUAAACUUCAAAUAGAAACAGCUGCUUUGAGCAUGUCUGCAGUAAAGGAACACAUUUCAUGUUUUGUUGUUGUGAGGCAACAGUAUUAACUUUUAGUAUGAAAAUGAAGAAGCAUCAAGUGGACAUGAUGUUUUCAAUCUAUAUUGUAGUUAUGAAUGAUGUACAUAAACAGCUAAGCUGCAGUGGGAAGGCUACCUAGACACCUGUACCUGCUUAUCCAUCUGCUACGCUUUUCUGCUCACCACGGUUGUAAAGAGUGGCUACACAAGUGGUCAUUCUCCCCAUGAUUGACUGAUUAGACAACAACAUAAAUGAGCAGGUGUACAGGUGUUCCCAUUGCAGUCAGUGAUAAGUAUAUUAGAGCAAAUAUAGUCACGUUAAAAAAAAUUUAAGAAAUAUAGUCAAUGGAAAGUAAUUGGGAACAAGACUACCAGAUAAUUAAAAUCUCUACUUAAUGUCUCGUGUUGUUGUUUUUGUUUUUUUUACAUUAAUGUAAACAAAUAAUAAUAACUUCUUGUUGUUGGCCUUUAUGCAUCUUCUAAGCAUAAAUAAAACCUUUUCUUAAAUA
Molecule: messenger RNA, 2049 nt
Organism: Silurus meridionalis
Lineage: Eukaryota; Metazoa; Chordata; Actinopteri; Siluriformes; Siluridae
Product: proline/arginine-rich end leucine-rich repeat protein
Exons: 3
Coding region: 216-1334 (372 amino acids)
Molecular function (GO): protein binding
Source: RefSeq, a predicted model, not a curated record